This is a messenger RNA of Acaulospora colombiana, 763 nucleotides long. The record is from the annotation of a GenBank genome assembly. NCBI's taxonomy places the organism in Eukaryota, Fungi, Glomeromycota, Glomeromycetes, Diversisporales, Acaulosporaceae.
AUGGUUGGUGAGAAUCACCAAGAUAUUGGUCAAAAUAGAACUCUAUUCGGAUCUAUCUCUCAGGAGGGAGGAAUGGCCGACACUCGAACAGAGACUGGGAGGCCGAGGACCAGGUCCCGUUUAGGAAGCCCGCUGGGAUACCUCCUGAGAUUACUGGAAGGAGGACCACAACAGUGGGCGGUUGUGGGUUUUCAUGGAUUUGCAUUACCUCUAGAGAGAUGGAGCACACGCGUGUGUUUCGACCCUAAAGAUCGGUACCACCUCGAGCUGAAUCAUGAGGAGACCUCCUGGAGAGUGGACGAAAAUUUCCAGUCAAACCGUGCACCAGCCUGUACCCUUGGCCAGAACUACGGAUGCUCCAGACCUGAGAUAGCUUUAUUGGAAGCCUCGUGCCGGCCAUGGGAGGUCGUAACUCUGGGAGUUGGAGGGUUUAGAUCGCCAGGAUAUAUAAAGUCUCAUGACAUCGCGUCAUAUCCAACCCCAACAAGUCAUCCCUCGUCUCGAGUACACCUCCCCGUGCCAGACUAUGGGACUAUAAAUCACGCGUCUUCUUUUAUGAACGGUAAGACGACUCACUUUGGCAACUGGAAGGGUACUGAUGUUGACUUGUCACCAGGUGGUCAAGACUUGGGAAAGACUUUUGAAGACACAUAUUCUUCUCAGUAUAUGCAGCUCUUCAUCCCGGACAUGUGUGACGAUGCACUCCAUUCACCUCUCGGGUCACUCAGCACGUCUCCCAACGAUUCCGAGUCUUCCUUUGGUG